CUGCUGGUUUUGUUGUUACUUCCUGCACGAAACCGACUAAAAAUUCGGUUUUGUCCGAGUCAAAUCUAAAUUGUUCAUGGUUACAAGAAGAAAAGGUAAAAAAAACGUAUUCAGGACCAAAUUUCCCUUCUGUUUGAUAAAUAGUAACAGCAUAAAUUUACUGUGACUUCUGUAUUCUUGGUAUCUCUACUGAACCAAAAAUAAAAUCUUAUCUAGAUCUAAAAUUUCCACGAGUAAAGGGAAUUUAUUUUUUAUUUUUUACGUUCGGCAAGGCGUGGUGAGCAAACUUUCAGUCAUGUCAAAUAGCAUUUUUGCGCAGUUUAACGUUAAUUAAAAGAAGCCAGUUUGCUGUGAUUUUACUUGGCUAUAAUGAUUUCUAAAAUUUAUACAAAGCCAGAAAUUUCAAAAAGUGAGAGAUAAAGUGGACGACAUGGGUUCUAAAAGAAUAUACAAAAAAAAAGAAGCUGAAUGUCUUGGCUGGGAUUCGAACUUAAAACGUAAAGGGACACAACUGUUUGCUUAUAUGUAUUUUUCUAUAUGUGUGUGUGUGUAUGUACACAUGUAUCAGUUCUUUAAUGACGUGUGUAUACUUUGUACGUAAAGAGUGGCAAGAUGGUAAGAAAGCAAGACUGAACAGUUAUCACGAUGUCUGUAGAGACAGCAGCAACAACAUCAUCGACAUCACCAUCUGAUUCUUCUGUAAAUAAUCCACCACAAGUUGGUGCUCCUCCUUCAUGUUCGUUCUACGUUAAAAAAAAGAAAAGAUUCUGUCGGUUCAGACCGAAUAAUGACGACAAAUAUUGCUCGGAACAUAUAUAUUUGUUAAAUGAUCCGACAAGACGAAAGAGGAUUCCUUGUCCUUUGGACUCCAAGCAUACAGUGUAUGAAGAUAACUUGGACAGUCACUUGAAGAAAUGUAACAAACGACAAAGGGCACCACCUAUAUAUCACGUUAAUGAAAUCAACUCCGGAUCCUUAGACAAAGGAGAGUUAUGUCCAGACAAGGUGUCAGUUUUGACAGCUUCCAGCGACCACCUGACAUCACUCAUACAACAAAUUGAUCAGAUCUAUAAAGCGCACACUCCUGAGAUUACAAAGGAAGAAUUAUGGCACAGCUGCAUGUACGAAGAAAUGAACAAUCCUUACUAUGGUAUACAAGCUCAUCGCCAAAGACGACAACAGGCAUCUCUUAUUGGUCAUCUGGAGAAGUUGAAUUUACUGAAGAAAGGUUACACUUAUGUCGAACUUGGUGCUGGCAAAGGUCAACUCUCUAAUUGUCUUCAGAAAGCAAUUCCUGAUAAUGAAGAUGGCCUCUACGUUUUAGUAGAUAAAAGUCAUAUCAGAUAUAAGCUUGAACUUUCCCAUCAGUUUAGCGAAAGUGGACCAACUUUUGUGAGACUCAACACUGACCUUCAACAUUUAUGUUUAGCACUGGUGCCAUCUAUUAAAAACAGUAAACGACCCUUGGUAGGGAUGGGAAAACAUCUUUGUGGUGCUGGAACAGAUUUUGCUUUGAGAUGUCUGACUGAAUCAAGAGAAAAUGGAAAAGAAUCUGAAAAUAAGUUCUCACUUGCUGGAAUUGUCUUAGCAACAUGUUGCCACCACCGCUGUACAUGGGUCGCCUAUACUGGCAAGAAGUUUUUCAAAGAUGUUGGUCUGACUGGAGCUGACUUUCAACUAAUGACUAGCAUGUCAAGUUGGGCAACAUGUGUAUGGAAAGGAUGGAGAGAAACACAAACCCCUGGAGCAGAAACAGCUACCAAGAACAAUGAUGAAGAUGAACAUGUAUGUCUAAAGGAAACCUUAGACAACAUGGAACCAAAUGACACAGAUCCAAAAAUGUCAAAGAGGUUGAAGAUAGAAGAGGAAGAAAAAGAAGAACACAGUGUGGCUGAGGUUGAUGUCAGAGCAAACUUCAAUAUUCCAAUAGAACAACGAGAGUUAAUUGGCCAGAAAUGCAAACAACUUAUUGACUAUGGAAGAUUACUUUAUCUGAAGGAGAAGAAUUUAGAUGUGAAAAUGAAGGAAUACAUUGACGCCACGAUGACACCUGAAAACAUUGUUCUUCUUGCUAAAAGCAAGCAGUAGCACCCUUUCUCAAGGAAAUUGCCUAUAAUUGAAGCUACUGGGAAUUAUCAGUCCACACAUACUGCACUUUUGACAUUUUCGCAAUCAACUUCAUCUUCGCUGCUUCAAAUGAAACACUUUUUGUUUCAUUUCAUUUUCUUUUAUUUACUCUCUGUUAUUUUUUCUUUUUUUCUCCUUUGAAUAAUUGAGGCCACAUAGCUUUACUGAAAAUAUCAUCUCCAAAGAGGUUUGAUGGAAAUUUUAUUGUUUUUCAGUUUUUAUUUUAUUAUUAAAAAAAGGGGGGAAAAAAAAAUUGCUACGAUUCUUUGUUCAAAGGGAGAAGAAUUAAAAGAGCUCAAAUUAAAACCUAACCUAACCCAAUACAAUU
Messenger RNA from Octopus bimaculoides (California two-spot octopus), 2455 nucleotides. RefSeq names its product tRNA:m(4)X modification enzyme TRM13 homolog. Gene Ontology annotation, biological process: tRNA methylation. The record is from RefSeq and is a predicted model, not a curated record. Lineage: Eukaryota; Metazoa; Mollusca; Cephalopoda; Octopoda; Octopodidae.